UGAAGCGGUGAGUGAGCGAGCGAGCGAACCCAAUAACAGAAGCCGCACAGGCUUCUUCUCGGCCUCCCUCUGUUUGUGUGUGUGUGUCUCUGCUAUUUAUCAUGUUCAUUCCAACCAACAAUCACUUUUCCAUAUCAGCCGUUCUAAUCCAAGUGAGCUAGCUGCCUGGAACUUGAUUUCAAUUUUGAUUUGAGCAUAUGAAUGUGUUUCUGCUAUUGGGUUUGGCUAUCUGUCUCCAAUGUAGUUUGAAUUGCCAUGUGGUUCAGAUGUACUUUGUCCAGAAAGAUCACACUACCAAUACGUACUUCUUGCCCUUUCAUGGCUGGAAAUGGUGCUAAUGGUUUCAAGUGUGUUUCCUCAUCCUCCCAAUUUGCACUUGCCUACUUGAACUCCUGUCCCACUUCCUCUGAUGAUGAAGACCUUGAAUCUUCAACUGCUGCUGCUACUUCUAGUAGCUCUUGCUUAACCACCCAAAACAUCCACCAUAGCUCCUCUGAAUUAGACACCAUCAGAGUUGUUGAAAAGCUAAGAAGUCUUGGAACAAAACCCAAGGACGCUUUUUUGUUCUUCCACGAAGUGAAGAGAGCUGGUUUCCAGCACAAUGUCUCCACCUAUGCUGUUCUUGUUGCUGUUUUAUGUUCCUGGGGCUUGGAUAGGAUGUUGGAUUCUCUGUUCUUGGACCUUAUUGAACAUCCACCAUUCCAAAUAUCAGAGUUGUUGGAAAAGCUCAGAGAGGAACUUGUGGUUGGUCAAUUGCUGGUUCGAGCUUAUGAUGCCUUAGUUAAAUCUUUUGUCAGUGUUGCCAAGUUUGAUGAUGCUAUAGAUGUUCUGUUCUCGGAAAAAAGGUGUGGACUUGUUCCACAUAUCUUCACCUGUAACUUUCUUAUGAACCGCUUGACUAAGCACGGUAAAAUGGAUAUGGCUAUAGCCAUUUACAUGCAGUUGAAAAGUAAUGGUUUGAGAGCUAAUGAUUACACCUAUGCAAUUGUAAUCAAGGCACAUUGCAAGAAGGGUAGCUUAGAAGAAGCUGCCAAAGUAUUUUUAGAGAUGGAGGAAUCUGGGGUAACCCCAGGCGUCUUUGCUUACACAACAUAUAUUGAAGGGCUUUGUGUCAAUAAGAGCUCAGCUAUAGGGUAUCAAGUACUUCAAAAACUUAUAGCAGCAAAUAACCCGAUUGACAUGUAUGCUUAUACUGCCGUGAUUCGCGGGUUCUGUAACGAGGCAAAGUUGGCUGAAGCUGAGCGUGUCUUUCUUGACAUGGAAAAACUGGGUAUAGUCCCUGACUUGCAAACCUAUGGUGCAAUGAUUAAUGGCUAUUGCAACGGCUAUAAUUUGGUAAAAGCUUUGGCUCUUCACGAUGAUAUGGUGUUGAAAGGUAUAAAAACUAAUUGUGUGAUUGUUAGCAUGAUUCUUCAAUGUUUGUGUAAGAUGGGAAUGCAUUCUGAGGUUGUAAACCAGUUUAACAAAUUCAACGGUAUGGGGAUUUAUCUUGAUGAGAUUUCCCACAACAUUGUGUUGGAUGCUUUGUGUAAGCUAGGCCAAGCAGAGCAAGCUGUAGAAUUGUUUGAAAAGAUGAAGGGCAAGAAGUUGAGUGUAGAUAUUAAGCAUUAUACCACUCUCAUCAAUGGUUAUUGUCUCAAAGGAAACUUGGGCAAUGCCUUGAAUCUUAUGGAUGAAAUGAAGGAAAAGGGUUUCAAGCCUGAUAAUGUUACUUAUAAUGUUCUUGCUGCUGGGUUUUUUAGAAAUGGCCUCACAUCUAAGGUACUCUUGGAUUAUAUGGAGGCAGAGGGUAUAAAACCAGAUAGUGUGAUACACAAAAUGAUAAUAGAAAAUUUAUUCAAACGUGGAAAGGUUGAAGAAGCUGAAUUGUUUUUUAACUGUUUGAAAGUUAAAAGUCAGGGUAGCUGUUCUGCCAUGAUUAAUGGAUAUUGUGAUGCCGACAAUACACGAAAGGCCUACAAACUUGCUGUUAGAUUGUCAACCAAUGGAGCUUUAGCAAGUAAAAACUCCUACUAUAAACUACUCAGUAAACUUUGUAUGAACAGUGAUCAUAAAAGUGCUGAAAUGUUGCUCAACAUGAUGUUGGACUCGAAUGCAAAACCUACCAAAAUUUUCUACGACAAACUCAUAGCUUCUCUUUGCCAGACCAAAGAUGUGCAAAAGGCUCGGAGGAUUUUCAAUGAUUUAGUCAAGAAAGGGUUGACUCCUGAUAUCAUUAACUACACAAUGUUGAUAAACAGCUACUGCAAGGUAGACCGUUUGCAAGAAGCCUAUAAUCUGUUCCUAGAUAUGAAACAGAAAGGUAUCCAACCUGAUAUAACUACCUAUACAGUUUUGCUUGAUGCUCAUUUGAAAACAGAGACAAUGGAAAAAAAAGAAGCAAUUGGUGUUUCACCUAUUUUGACAGAAAUGCAGGAAAUGGAGAUAAGAUAUGAUGCCAUCUAUUACACGGUCUUUAUAGACUACCAUUCUAAGAAAAACAACAUUGAAAAUGCUAUUUCAUUUUUCAAUGAAAUGAUAGAAAGAGGAGUAGAACCUGAUACGGUGGCCUUUACAGCUCUUGUGUUGGGUUGUUUUCCUAAAGGAAAUCUGAGUAUGGCUGUAACCGUGUUUAAUAAGAUCAUUGAGAAUGAGAUGAUUACACAAGGUCCCUUCUCAAGGCAAAGAAAGUGUAACUUUGGAAUUAAGAAUAUGUGGAGAUCAUAAAUUUAGAACCAAAGAGAGUGGAGAAGCUUCCAUUGACGUAUUUUUGACGGCACCAUAGCAUGAUAACUUUGAUUAUGCUAUUUGACAUGUUCUCCAAGACAUGCCUGCCGAUGCUGAUGCUGAAAUCAGGAGAAAUCUACACUUAGACCUAGGAGAGCGACUUGUUUGAGCUCUUUGCCUACAUGCACUAGGAAAGGACUAUUGCUGUUAAAUUAACUUGAGAAACAGAAGAAGAAGAUGAAGAGGAACAAGGUUACCUUCAUGCCCUUGAAACAUGGAAGUUAUGAGGAUCCAUAAUAUGCUUCUAUUCCAUGUUUUUGUUAUGUAAAGGAAGGCAUUGCUUGUUGUGGAAGACUGAAAGUUUUGAGGAGAGCUAGAAAUUCAAUCUGCAAGACACAUUAUAUGGCAUGGAACAAGACACAUUAUAUGGCAUGGAAACGAAAAGCUCCAAAUGAGUAGCAGCUGAAGCUUAUAGAUGCACAUGCAAGUGUCUCAUCUCGUGGAAAUGCACCAGUAAUGGAUAGUGGGAGUACUUGAAUUUUUCUUCAUUUGACAUGCUAAACUGUUAGAUACAAAACAAUCAACAAUCAAAAUUGUUCACCUUCCCUCCUUCACUGUCAAAGAAUCUGUGAACCUGUAAAAUAAAAACAAAUAAAUAUUAUUUUAGAAAUUAAAAAAAUAUAAUAUAAUUAGGAUUCCCAAUCAUAUUUUGAUUGGACCACAAAA
Ziziphus jujuba (common jujube) is the source of this 3432-nucleotide messenger RNA. Its product is annotated as pentatricopeptide repeat-containing protein At2g26790, mitochondrial. The record is from RefSeq and is a predicted model, not a curated record. The coding region runs from base 256 to 2706 and encodes 816 amino acids. The transcript has 6 exons. NCBI's taxonomy places the organism in Eukaryota, Viridiplantae, Streptophyta, Magnoliopsida, Rosales, Rhamnaceae. Gene Ontology annotation, molecular function: protein binding.